CGACGUUCCAGGAGUCAGGCGACCGUCAGGCUUCAGGGCUGGGGCAGGGAACUUGCUGCAAACGGGUUCAGCCCUCUCUCCAAAGAAGGAGACUUUCCCAUCAUAAAAUGCAAAGCAGCCAGCCGUUUUCCAUUCCCCCAUCCCCGGCGGCAUUAGGAAGGGGCCGGGAGGAUAUUUACCCCCGCUUUCCCACUUCUAUUGAACAGAACCCGCGGGCAGCAGCUUCUCUGAGAGCAGAGCCAGCCGGCUCAGGCCCAGCCAAGGCUCACACAGGGUUCUGGCCGAGCCCGCGCUAGGCUGGGGCGUCCAGGAAGCCUAGAGAUCCCGUCUAGGAAACCGCGGGGUGCGUGGUGCUGGGGCUGGUUGUGAAAGUCUCAGUUUCAACUGGGCGGAACUCAACCUCGCCCCUGGCGCGCUCGGCUCCUUUUGCAGCUGGGAGGAGUUGAGGCUGGAAGUUGGCAAUCCUCACUCACCUGUCGGAACCUGGAUCCGGACAGGUGAGCGGAGCCUGGAGAUCAGGGCAGGCUGGUUACCGCAGCCUCGGCCUUCCCCGCGCCGGGACACCACGUCCAAAGGGUGUGGGGGCUGCUCCCCGAGACUCGAGACGCCCGGGCUCCGCUCCCCAGCUCCCUACUCCCCCCUCUUGCCCCCGGGCGCCAUCGACUUGGCGAGCAGCGAAGGCCAGCUCCAGCCGACGCCAGAGCUGCGGGUUCGAGAGGCUCCGCCUCCUUCGGCCACUACGAGCCACAAGCGCCUCCGGGAAAUUUUCCAGCCUGUCUUAGGCUGCGGUCACUGCUGAGGUUUUCAGAACUUUGCAGGAGAGGGCCAGCUGGGACCUCUGCCUCCAACCCACGCCUUGCCUGCCUGCCGCCUGCCUGGGACAUCCCCGAGUCCAGGAGAUCCCGCUCCCCGACGCCCCAACUUUUCGCGAGCGGUCUGCGCUCCCAGGCUGUCGAGCUCCUGUGCCAAGGGGCGUGCUGGUUUUCGGGGGCCGGCAACACUCUCUCCCUCGGCUCGCCUUCCACCUACCCCGGCGUGGGGGCUGGGUGAGUGGGGAUCUGCGGUGCACUUGAGCGUUCCCAGAGCUCCGGAUUCGCUCCUGCCCCAGAGACUCCUUUCCAGGGGGGAUUGAACCCAGGCGGUCCCGGCCUCUUACUCCGAAACUCGAGUCGACCCUGGUCUUUUCCCUCCGAACUCCGGUGCCGUCGCGGAUCGGCCGGCGGAGCGUCCGGGCGCUCGAGACUUCGUGGCCUGUCGGGGGCUGCGCGUACCAUGGCCGGCUGCUGCUGCCUGUCAGCGGAGGAGAAGGAGUCGCAGCGCAUCAGCGCCGAGAUCGAGCGGCAGCUUCGCCGGGACAAAAAGGACGCGCGCCGCGAGCUCAAGUUGCUGCUGCUGGGAACUGGUGAAAGUGGCAAAAGCACCUUUAUCAAGCAGAUGAGAAUCAUCCAUGGGUCUGGCUACAGCGACGAAGACAGAAAGGGGUUCACGAAGCUGGUUUACCAAAACAUAUUCACUGCCGUGCAAGCCCUGAUCAGGGCCAUGGACACGCUGAAGAUACAGUACGUGUGUGAGCAGAAUAAGGAAAAUGCCCAGCUAAUCAGAGAAGUGGAAGUAGACAAGGUGACCACGCUCUCCAGGGACCAGGUGGAGGCCAUCAAGCAGCUGUGGCAGGAUCCUGGAAUCCAGGAGUGCUAUGAUCGCAGGCGGGAGUACCAACUGUCAGACUCUGCCAAAUAUUACCUGACGGACAUUGACCGGAUCGCCAUGCCAUCAUUCGUGCCAACACAGCAGGAUGUGCUUCGUGUCCGAGUGCCCACCACUGGCAUCAUUGAGUAUCCAUUUGACCUGGAAAACAUCAUCUUUCGGAUGGUGGAUGUUGGUGGCCAACGAUCGGAAAGACGGAAAUGGAUUCACUGCUUUGAGAGUGUCACCUCCAUUAUUUUUUUGGUUGCUCUGAGUGAAUAUGACCAGGUGCUGGCUGAGUGUGACAAUGAGAACCGCAUGGAAGAGAGUAAAGCCUUAUUUAAAACUAUCAUCACCUACCCCUGGUUUCUGAACUCAUCAGUGAUUCUGUUCUUAAACAAGAAGGAUCUUUUGGAAGAGAAAAUCAUGUACUCUCAUCUAAUUAGCUAUUUUCCAGAAUACACUGGACCAAAGCAAGACGUCAAAGCUGCCAGAGAUUUCAUCCUGAAGCUUUAUCAAGAUCAGAAUCCUGACAAAGAGAAAGUCAUCUAUUCCCACUUCACAUGUGCUACAGACACAGAGAAUAUCCGCUUUGUGUUUGCUGCUGUGAAAGACACAAUUCUACAGCUAAACCUGAGGGAAUUCAACCUGGUUUAAAAGCUGCUGUGCACCCCUCACCUGGGCCAGAAAACCAGAUUUGUUUUAUUUGCAAGUGCUCUAACAUCACCCAGCUCAGCCCACUUCGUGGCGCCAAGUCUAUCAUGCAGCCACAGGGACAACGAUGGGUGAUGGAGCUUGUAAGAUGUUUCAAUUCAGCAAAACUUUUUCAAAGUCUUGCUUUUACAUUUCUUUUCUUAACUUUAAGCUGUAAGAUUUUUGUAUAAUUUUUGAAUUUGGUAUUCUACAAAAGUCUAAAAAGCCACUGUGAUUUAUGGUUUGUUUUUUUUUUUAAUUGAAGUGUGUGUGCUAAUAGCCAUUAGAAAAAUCACAUAACAGAGGAGCCUGUCAAUUUAUGGAUCCUGCUUUGAGACCUCUAGUAUUAGAUGGGUAACCUUUUUUUAAAAUUAAAUAUUGUCAUUGUUUUCCUCUCUUCAUGCUGAAAUAUUCAACAUGCAACCAAAGAUUUUUUUUUUGAAGUUUGUUCUUCUUCAUGUUAACUUCCUAAGUCAAAUUAAUGAUUGUAUCAGUAUCUCUAAUUUAGUUUUGCCACAAUUUGAUUACUAUGGGCUCUAGAUAGUAUUAAGUUGUAUUGGUGAAAAAUGUGUGGUGAAAACUUACACAUAUAUAUAUAUUCCAAUGUAGAUGACCAGGCCUUAUAAACUUAUGAAACAGCUAAAAGCCCAAAUUGUUUAACGAAUGUACUGUAACCUCUGCCAGAGUUCUGAUGGCUACCACAGAUUUGCUGUUUGAACCACGUAUGUUGUGCCUUUCUGAGGAGGCUAAGAAUAUACCAUUAUGCCAUUAGCACUGGA
Capra hircus (goat) is the source of this 3155-nucleotide messenger RNA. RefSeq names its product G protein subunit alpha 14 (gene GNA14). Gene Ontology annotation, biological process: phospholipase C-activating dopamine receptor signaling pathway; action potential; adenylate cyclase-modulating G protein-coupled receptor signaling pathway. Gene Ontology annotation, molecular function: GTPase activity; guanyl nucleotide binding; G-protein beta/gamma-subunit complex binding. Lineage: Eukaryota; Metazoa; Chordata; Mammalia; Artiodactyla; Bovidae. The record is from RefSeq and is a predicted model, not a curated record. The transcript has 7 exons. Bases 1273 to 2340 code for a protein of 355 amino acids. Gene Ontology annotation, cellular component: heterotrimeric G-protein complex.